Molecule: messenger RNA, 1302 nt
Organism: Ramularia collo-cygni
Lineage: Eukaryota; Fungi; Ascomycota; Dothideomycetes; Mycosphaerellales; Mycosphaerellaceae
Product: related to DUF887 domain protein
Exons: 2
Coding region: 1-1302 (433 amino acids)
Biological process (GO): lipid homeostasis
Cellular component (GO): membrane; endoplasmic reticulum
Source: RefSeq, a predicted model, not a curated record
AUGAAGGACCCCUUCCCACUCGCUCCGCCGCCCGCCCUCAUCAACCUCACGCAACCACUCGCCGACUUCCUCUCCCUACCCACUCUUCCUCUGCAUAUCCACGAAGUCAUCUUCGCUUUCGCCCUCUACACAUGGAUCGGCGCCGUCGUCUCCCCCUUCCUCUCGCGUCGCUUUUGCCCUGAGAAGUACAAUUCUCUGAACAAACGCACGCGCGUGAACUGGGAUGUGCAUGUCGUGAGCUUCUUCCAGAGCAUCAUUGUCUGCGUCAUGUCCUUUUACGUCAUGUUCUAUGAUGAGGAGCGGAAAGCGGUGCGGCCGCGAGAGAGAUGGGAAGAGCGAGUGUGGGAGUAUACGGGUUGCGGCGGAAUGCUGCAGAGUUUCGCGCUGGGCUACUUUUUGUGGGAUUUCAUCYAGUGUUCGUGGCAUUUGGAGAUUUUCGGAUGGGGCAUGUUGGCGCAUGCCGUUUCUGCGCUGUCGGUGUUUGCGCUGGGCUACCGGCCCUUCAUCUACUUCUACGCACCCGUCUUCCUUCUCUACGAGCUCUCCUCGCCCUUCCUGAACAUUCACUGGUUCUGCGACAAGCUCAACCUCACUGGGAGCAUCUACCAAGCCAUCAAUGGCGCCUUCCUCACCGGAACGUUCUUCGCCUGCAGGAUCAUCUGGGGAAACAUCAGUAGUGUCUAUGUUUUCAUGGACGUCUACCGCGGAUUUCGCUACGGUAACAGCAGUGUCCGGUUGGAAGAAGGCGGUGGGAUGAAAUCCGGCGUUGCGGGCGUGACCAGCGUCCCCGGCAGAUCCUACACCACCGCGGAUCUCCUACAAAUCUACGGCGACGAGCAAGGCCAGAGAUAUGCCUUUGUGGGAGAAGACCAUGUCCCACUCGCUCUGGCAUUGACCUAUCUCGCUUCGAACCUCGUUCUCAACUCCCUCAACAUCUUCUGGUUUGGCAAAAUGGUGCAGACGAUUCGAAGUAGAUUCGAUCCACCAAUCGGGACGAAAGGCGCGAGUACCAAGGAAGUGCACUAUGAACCUGUGGAGAAGACGGAGGAGAAGGCGAGACAAUCCGAGGCGAGAGAGGCAAUUGAGCGGGCGAAGCGUGAGGGCAGAGCCGCCGCUGCCGCUUCACCCGAGAAGAAGCAGGGCAAUAUUACAGCUGCUCGGGAGCGUGCCGAGGCUGUCUUGGCUGCUGCUCCAGUGGCGGUUGAUGCUGCUGCUGAGUUGCAAAGAGCUACUUUCACUGACGUCAAUUCGAGCGCGGAGAUUGAGGGGAAGAGAACGCUGCGUACGAGACGGAAGGCUUAA